This is a messenger RNA of Anastrepha ludens (Mexican fruit fly), 1594 nucleotides long. RefSeq names its product pre-mRNA-splicing factor ISY1 homolog. The coding region runs from base 85 to 915 and encodes 276 amino acids. Gene Ontology annotation, cellular component: post-spliceosomal complex; Prp19 complex; catalytic step 2 spliceosome. NCBI's taxonomy places the organism in Eukaryota, Metazoa, Arthropoda, Insecta, Diptera, Tephritidae. The transcript is spliced from 5 exons. The record is from RefSeq and is a predicted model, not a curated record. Gene Ontology annotation, biological process: mRNA 3'-splice site recognition; generation of catalytic spliceosome for second transesterification step.
UGCACUUGCAGUAAGAAGAAGAGAUGUUGUCAAACUUAAUGAUAAUAAUUGGUGUGUGCAUGAGAAUCAUCGGAAAAUUGUAAAAUGGCACGUAAUGCAGAGAAAGCAAUGACGACAUUGGCCCGUUGGCGCGCAGCCAAGGAAGCCGAGUCUGGAGAGAAAGAUCGACGUCCGUACUUGGCGUCGGAGUGCACAAGUCUGCCUAAGUGUGAAAAAUAUCGUUUAGAGAUUAUACGUGAAAUCUCUAAAAAGGUUGCACAGAUCCAAAAUGCCGGUUUAGGUGAAUUCCGAAUACGAGAUUUAAAUGAUGAAAUUAAUAAGUUGUUACGAGAAAAGAGACAUUGGGAAAAUCAAAUUUCGGCAUUGGGUGGACCGCAUUAUCGACGCUAUGGACCAAAAAUGUUUGACGCCGAAGGACGAGAAGUACCAGGCAAUCGUGGCUACAAGUAUUUUGGUGCUGCCAAAGACUUACCUGGAGUGCGUGAACUCUUUGAGCAAGAACCGCCAGCGCCCCAACGUAAAACGCGGGCCGAACUUAUGAAGGAUAUUGAUGCCGAAUAUUAUGGCUAUCGAGACGAUGACGAUGGCACUUUAAUACCAAUAGAAGAACGUAUUGAACGCAUAGCUAUACAAAAAGCUUUGCAAGAGUGGAAAGAAAAAAUGGCACGUGAUGGACAUAUUGAUGAAGAGGAAGAAGAGGAGAUUUACGGUUCUCUCAAGACAACCGCCGAGGAUAACGAGGACGGUGAGGAAACCAGCAAGUCGGCAUCGAAAAUAACAGUAAGCGAUCCUUUGGAUAUGUUAGCACCGCGUUUCACAGCACAUGUACCCGUGCCUACGCAGAAAGAUAUUGAGGAGGCCUUACUGAAGAAACGGAAACAGGAGCUAUUAGAAAAAUAUGUUGGAACUGAUUAAGAAUACAGGAUAGGACAAAGUUUGGCCGCAUAUACUCUACCCAUACAAACGUUCGAUGCCCUAUAAAUGUGUCCAGUUAUUGAGAAAGGCGGCGCUUUCAGAAUAAUUUCUCUAUAAGCUAAAGAUUCUCCAAAAAUUUCUUGGUAUGAGAUCAAGAAUGAUUUGUAUUGGAAAAAGAAUUGACGUCAGACUUGUCAAAGUAGCGAAGAAUAAAGCAAUUAUUUUGGUAAGGCGCCACCUAUGGUACUUAAUUUGCCUUGGUAUGAGAUGAUUUGGAGGUGACGGAAGCUAUUUCGUAACAUAAUAACACUUUCUAAAUUUUUUUUUAGGAAUAUUGCUAUAUGGAUAAUACUUAGCCGGCUGUAUAUCCUAGUCGAAUGUCAGAUUAUAUUAUUUUGCGUAGCCAUUUUUAUAAAUUGUAUAAACAAAUCUUUCCAACUUAAGAUUACGGCUGUAUUUAAUUUAACAGUAUAAUUGAUUACGAAUUUAAUUUAAGCAUACAAUUCUCAUACAUUUUAUAAAACUUCCACAUAGUUUAAAAACACUUGACAUAAAACAUUCCCUAUCAAUUUUUGGGUAUAUGUAUAUAAAUAUCAGGUACGUAAAAUCGUCUGGUCGGAAUAAUAUAUCAUUACUCGUAAUCAAGGCGCAUUCAAUAAAGGUGGUGGCACUAAACCAA